Rhopalosiphum padi (bird cherry-oat aphid) is the source of this 881-nucleotide messenger RNA. Its product is annotated as nudC domain-containing protein 2-like. NCBI's taxonomy places the organism in Eukaryota, Metazoa, Arthropoda, Insecta, Hemiptera, Aphididae. Gene Ontology annotation, biological process: protein folding. Gene Ontology annotation, cellular component: cytoplasm. The transcript has 4 exons. The record is from RefSeq and is a predicted model, not a curated record. Bases 248 to 658 code for a protein of 136 amino acids.
UAAAAAAUAAUCUUUUUAUAGUUCAAGAUACUAAAAUUUAUAAUUUAUAGCAAAUUUAUUUAAAAUUAAAUUUAAAUAAUAUUAAAUGUAUGUAAAUAGUGAAUACAUAAUAAAAUUAUUUACAUUUUACUUUAACUAAGUACUAAUUGUAUUUACUAAAAAUUAUAGUAACAGCCAUUAUUAGUUAAUUAAACUAAUAAGUGCUUAAACAGCAUUAGGUGUGAUACCUGCAGAAAUUUUAAUAAAUAUGGAUAUUAGCCAUUUUGAUGAAAAAAGUGGUAUUGUACCAUGUAAUACAGAAUGGGGUAGAUGGUGGCAAACUGUGGAUGAAUUACAUAUUGAAGUAACACUUCCAGUUAAUACCAAAUCCAAAGAUGUCAAAGUCAAUGUCACUAACUCAAGUAUUACUUGUCAAAUUUUAGGAAAAACUUUAUUUUCUGGCAAUUUGUUUGGAAAAAUUCGUAGUGACGACACUUUAUGGACAUUAGAGGACAAUGGUACUUUGUUAAACAUUGUAUUAACAAAAGCAGAUUUUUCAGAGAAAGAAAUUGUUUGGGAAGCUAUAAUGAAGGAUGGAUCAUUUAAAGCAGAUCCUUUAACAUAUAUUGAAAUGUCAAAAAAAAUGGAUUUAGAAAAGCUUCAAAUUAAGAUUCUGUAAUCCUUAAAUUUGAAUAUUCUUUAUAAUUAUUGAAAAAAUAGUACCCAGGAAUGGACUUCAGUAAAUCAGAGCUUCAGAAAAAUUACGAUUCUAUACCAGGACUCGGCGGCACUGAAUUAUAGAUUAGUAUACCUACAUUCUAGACUAUAUUUGAAUAAUUAAAUUGUUAUUUUUAAACUACAAAAAUGUAAAUAAUAAAAAUAACUGUAUGUUUAGAAUUGAA